This is a messenger RNA of Fraxinus pennsylvanica, 441 nucleotides long. NCBI's taxonomy places the organism in Eukaryota, Viridiplantae, Streptophyta, Magnoliopsida, Lamiales, Oleaceae. The record is from the annotation of a GenBank genome assembly.
AUGGAGAAAGCAUCGUCGAGAGUUAUUGAAGUUACUGUGAUUUCUGGUGAAGAUUUGCGGGUUAACCGGAAAACCCCCGUGGAAAAAAAUGCCUCUGUGAUCGUAAGAUCCGACCCGUUAAAUGAAAGAUCCACAGGGAUGAAUACAGAAGGCGGAUGCAAUCCCAUGUGGAACGAAAAGUUGGUGAUGGAUUUGCCUAUGCAUGCAACUCAUAUCACUGUGGAAGUUCAUUCACGUAACAAAAUCAUUGGGACAGCAAGAAUUCCAUUGUCAGAUUUCACCGGAGGUUAUUUACCGGCAAACUAUUUGAGUUUUCUGAGUUAUAGGCUGAGGGAUGCCAACGUCAAGAAGCAAGACGCAUAUCCAGGAAAAAAUCCUUUAGAAUUUAUUCUUCACGUUUUGAAGAUUGAUAGGAGCCCUCAUCGUAUUGGAAACAAGUAG